This is a messenger RNA of Drosophila willistoni, 3240 nucleotides long. It is a transcript of the gene ebi, whose product is annotated as F-box-like/WD repeat-containing protein ebi. Gene Ontology annotation, cellular component: histone deacetylase complex. Gene Ontology annotation, biological process: regulation of transcription by RNA polymerase II. The coding region runs from base 339 to 2639 and encodes 766 amino acids. Gene Ontology annotation, molecular function: protein binding; transcription corepressor activity. Lineage: Eukaryota; Metazoa; Arthropoda; Insecta; Diptera; Drosophilidae. The transcript has 3 exons. The record is from RefSeq and is a predicted model, not a curated record.
UCGCUUGAGCGUUGCCAGGGCUGGCGUAAAUUGGGCAAAUUCAUUUUUUAUUUGUCGAGUGGAAAAAAGCGGAAUGUAAAAUGCAAUUGCAUUACAAAGUAAAUUGAGCAAAAGCAGACAAAUAAACAAAUACAAGAAAGAGAGAGUGAGACCACAUAAAAAGCCGUCGAAACACUGGAGCCGGGAGAAGUGCUUAUGCUAAAUGUAUACGAAAGACAGUAGAGGGGAAGACGCAUGUGUUACGCUAAUCUCAGUCUUUAAUAUUGUACAAUUUUGCUACAAAUUGGCCAGCGAAAAGAAGAGUUUUUAUAAAAGGAUAUAUUCUGACCCUGGUAGUCAUGAGUUUCUCCAGUGACGAGGUGAACUUUCUGGUUUACCGAUAUCUACAGGAGUCUGGUUUUCUUCAUUCUGCCUACGUAUUUGGCAUUGAGUCGCACAUUUCGCAAAGCAACAUCAAUGGUGCUUUGGUUCCACCCGCAGCGCUGUUGACUAUUUUACAGAAGGGUCUGCUCUACACAGAAGUGGAGUGGAGUGUAGGCGAGGAUGGCGAAGUAGCCAGACCCAUAGAGGGGUUGUCCCUUAUUGAUGCUGUGAUGCCCGAAGUGAAGCCCGUCAAGCCAACAGUGAAAACAGAACCGGGCAAACCGUCCGUGGCCUCCAAUGCAAAUGCCACAAAUGCGGUGGAUGCAAAUUCCAAUGCAACCGGCAAUGCCCAGUCGGCAGGUAAUACCAAAACCGAGAUUAAAGUGGAACCAGGCACCGGUGCAGUGGGCUCAGGAACCAAUUCAACGGGAGCAACUGGAGCAGGAGCGACAGCUAAUAAGACUGCCUCUGGCAAUAACGGCAACAAUGCUGGAACGGGCGGCACUGUCACGCCCACAGAUACGUCGUCCUCUAACCCAAACAGCAACAUAAAUGAAGUGGACUCCAGCGGCAAUGCGGGCGGUGCAGGAGGUAAUGCCAAUAACCAAACAAGCGGCACAAAUAACACAGGAUCUGCGAUUGGAUCAAAUAACGGCUCUUCGUCCAACAAUGCUAGCGGAGAUUCUACUGGCUCGGCAGCAACAGCAACAGCACCCGGAGGCGGGCCUAAGAAAUCGGAGACUGGCACCACAAGUUCGACUGCCCCGACAACUGGUCAAACCGCAGCUAAUGCGUCAGGCACAGACGAUGCUACUUCAACCACAUCCACAAACGGCAACAGUAGCAAUUCCAGCACCGGCGUAGAUCAGACAACGGCAGGGGUCAAUGCCGCAAAUGCAACAGAACCAAAUGCCGGAGGGGCUGGAGCAGGUGGAGCUGCAGCUGGAGGAGCAGGAACUGUAGCGGCUAACGCACUACAGGCUGCCAAGGCAGCCACCGGGGUAGGAGCACCGUCUACAGGAGUUAGCACUACUAGAGUAACCACAUUAACUGGUGGCCAAACGGCCACAUCCACUGCAAAUUCAGCCACCGGUGGCAGCAUCUCAUCAUCCACUGGCAACGCCGGUGGAGGCACAGUCGGAGGACCAUCUAGCGCUGGCUCGGGCGUGGAAGCCAUGGACAUUGAUCAAAGCAUUGAAAUACCAGAAUCCAAAGCUCGCGUCCUGCGUGGGCACGAGAGCGAGGUAUUCAUUUGCGCCUGGAAUCCCAGUCGAGAUCUAUUGGCGAGUGGUUCCGGUGACAGUACGGCACGUAUUUGGGACAUGUCCGAUGCAAACACAAAUUCCAAUCAAUUGGUUCUAAGGCAUUGCAUUCAAAAGGGAGGAGCCGAAGUGCCCAGCAAUAAAGAUGUCACUUCGCUCGAUUGGAACUGCGAUGGUUCACUCUUGGCCACAGGCAGCUACGAUGGCUACGCCCGCAUCUGGAAUACCGACGGCCGGCUGGCCUCCACUCUGGGCCAGCAUAAGGGUCCGAUUUUUGCUCUGAAGUGGAACAAGUGCGGCAAUUAUAUACUUUCUGCUGGGGUGGAUAAGACCACCAUCAUUUGGGACGCCUCAACUGGCCAAUGUACCCAGCAAUUUGCUUUCCAUAGUGCUCCUGCCUUGGAUGUGGAUUGGCAGUCGAAUCAGGCAUUCGCUUCAUGCAGUACAGAUCAAAGGAUUCAUGUGUGUCGUUUGGGUGUCAAUGAACCGAUCAAAACGUUCCGGGGUCAUACAAAUGAAGUGAAUGCCAUCAAAUGGUGUCCACAGGGCCAACUGCUGGCAUCCUGUUCUGAUGAUAUGACACUAAAGAUAUGGAGCAUGAAUCGGAUUCACUGUUGUCACGACUUGCAGGCCCAUUCCAAGGAGAUCUACACGAUAAAGUGGUCACCUACCGGACCAGGAACAAAUAACCCGAAUACAAACUUAAUUCUAGCCUCUGCAUCAUUCGAUUCAACUGUGCGGCUGUGGGAUGUGGAGCGCGGCAGUUGCAUCCAUACAUUAACCAAGCACACUGAGCCGGUCUAUUCGGUGGCCUUCAGCCCCGAUGGCAAACACUUGGCUUCGGGCAGUUUCGAUAAAUGCGUGCACAUUUGGAGCACACAAACGGGACAAUUAGUGCAUAGCUACAAAGGCACUGGCGGCAUAUUCGAAGUGUGCUGGAACUCAAAGGGCACCAAAGUGGGUGCUAGUGCCUCCGAUGGCAGUGUCUUUGUCUUGGAUCUGCGGAAAUUCUGAUCCGGACAGCCGCAGCACCAACAGCAACACCAGCAGCAGAUCUUUAGUUUUAUAUACUAAAACGAAAGAGUCCUUAUACAAACAAACUGAAAGCCCUCCUUUCGCUUUCAUUUGAUGCUCCUGCAAAAAGCUAAUGGGACUUGGUCUUGGCUUUUUGCGUGGUUGCUUGAUUGAAUGAAUGAUAUGUUCGAUUUAAUUUAGGCCAUUAAAUUUAAAUGUUUCUUUACUCUUUUUUAUACAAAAAUGGUUUAGUAUAACUUUUCUAUAUGCAUUUUAUGUUAUUAUUAAUUGUAUCGUUCCGAUCCGAUUUGUCCCGGAUUCAAUUUUCACCCUUAAUAUUUUAUUACCUUAAGACCUUAAAAACUAUAAAUACACCUAUUCUAUCUCAAACGUUAAAUGUGUAAUUUUGCAAAUCAUAAGCACAGAGCCGAUUUACGCAUAAUAUAUAUACAUACAUUCAGAACAGUGUAACUGCAUCCCAACAACAAUAAAAUAGUCCCUAAAAUCAAUUAAAGUAAGCCUACAAUUACAUCUAAAACAAAAACCGCAUAUUGGCGAAACCAGCAAGAUUAAUUAAAAGCUAAUGAUUAUGAGAGGUUUA